UCGAAGGAGAUCAGAAGAAACAUGUUUCGUCGUGCAAUUCACAGUGUGUUCAUCUCGUCGCGACAGAUAACAACGUCUGCAACCUCAAACAUGCCUAUCAAGGUAGGGGAUAAGCUGCCCAGUGUCACCCUAUUUGAGGGCUCCCCAAAUGACAAGGUCAACAUUGCUGAGCUCUUUGCAAGUGGUAAAGGUGUGAUAUUUGCUGUUCCAGGGGCAUUCACACCUGGCUGUUCUAAGACUCACCUACCAGGCUAUGUUCAGGACUACAGUAAGCUGAAAGAGAAGGGUGUGAAGACUGUGGCAUGUGUCUCUGUUAAUGACCCUUUUGUCAUGGCAGCAUGGGGAGAAGCACAGGGAGCAGCUGGCAAGAUCCGAAUGCUUGCUGAUACACAAGGAGAAUUCACCAAGGCUGUUGACAUGGAGCUAGACCUGUCAGCUGUGUUAGGAACCAAGCGCUCUCAAAGAUACUCUUUAGUGGUGAAUGACGGUGUGGUAACAGCAGUGAACCAGGAGCCUGAUGGGAAGGGACUGACUUGUAGCUUGUCUUCUGAGCUACUCAAAAACCUAUAGUGUCUCCCCCAUCCGUCCAGCGCCUUAGAUCCAUAGCAUUCUCAGCAGUCUCGGAAAUUCCUUUCAAACUCUGAUCUUAGUUAUGAAAGAGUCAGAAGUCUCCAGGUCAGUCCAAAUUUGGAUUAUGUACAGGUUGGCUUAAAGCUCCUCUUUCUUAUUGGUGCAGUUGUUAGUGGCCAUAAUUUGUAGUCUGCAUACUUCUUAUCUGCACAAAAACAAAUAUUUUUGGGCCAGGAAAUUGCCUGAAAAAAAGUUGACCAAAAUAAAUAGUUGAAAAUGGGGUUACAAGUGCUAGAUCACAGUACCCAAAGUCCUGAACUGGUUGAUUUCAGGAUUUCUUUGUCUGUGUUAAAAUUCGUUUGAAAUCAUGCUAUUUGUUUGUUUUCUUGAGAUGCCAUAUUUAGUGCUGAAUGCAAAAGGGGCAUUUCCUGAAUGGAAAUAUUUGGACCUAUUCAUGUGUGUACUGCAUUUUAUACAGUAUAUUAUACAUUACACAUGUUGUUUUUUCUGUGUAUAAGGGGUUUGUAAAACAGAGUGAUAUUAAUAAAAAGUUCUCAGUGAAAGUUUCCAUGUUGUGGCAACUUCCUAUUUUAUUACCUGAAUCUAUUAACUUUGAUACAAGCAAAUAACUUCACCAUUCAUGAUUAGUGAUCAGCAGAAUAGCAGGUCAAGAUUCUUGUUACAAGCAUGUAUAAUUGAGAUGUCUUUGCUGCAGGAUAAAACAAAUCAAAUCUGUUACCUUAAAACAUUGCAACAGUUACACACAGGUCAGCUAGCUAUGUUCAUUUUGUGCGAGUGUGCGACAACUGAGAUUUUACUCUACCUUGAGCACAGUUUAAGUAAAAAAAUAAAAGAACAAAAACUGAGCUCAAUCCUAUAGCAUUGGCAUAAAUCCCACGACCCAUUCUGCAUGUGUGUAUUCAAGGAUGACACAAAAUGGCUAUAUAGAUUUUCCUAGAACAUUUGAGGUUUUUGUUGAAUCUUCACUUUGAACAUAAACUGGUUGAAAUUAAUUCCCACACCUCCACUGCUCUGGAGACCUUGAUGAUGAUAACCUGACAGCCCAGGUAUGGCCAUUAAAACCGUCCUGCAGGAUGUUUGUUGGGUAUGGUAGAAAGUUCAUCAGUUACAAAUACAUUCAAACGGAAGUGGUUUACUUCUGGCAUUCUGGUUUCAUCCACCUAUAAAAACUAAAUACAUGUAAUUAAAAUAUUCUUGAAACAGUUAACGCCACC
Messenger RNA from Liolophura sinensis, 1805 nucleotides. RefSeq names its product peroxiredoxin-5, mitochondrial-like. Gene Ontology annotation, cellular component: cytoplasm; peroxisome; mitochondrion. Gene Ontology annotation, molecular function: thioredoxin peroxidase activity. Gene Ontology annotation, biological process: cell redox homeostasis; hydrogen peroxide catabolic process; cellular response to oxidative stress. NCBI's taxonomy places the organism in Eukaryota, Metazoa, Mollusca, Polyplacophora, Chitonida, Chitonidae. The coding region runs from base 22 to 570 and encodes 182 amino acids. The transcript has 6 exons. The record is from RefSeq and is a predicted model, not a curated record.